GACGAUUUCUUCCAGAGCACAUCCCCCCCCUUUUUUACCCCCAUUGCCUCUAUUUCGUACAUACGUGCUCAUGCUGCGUGCGACGUGCAUGCGUCAAGCCAGAGAACCACAGAGUUGUGCAAGAGAAGCGCGGUAAACUCUUGAGGAACGGGACGGCAUAUAUCUCGUCCCUAUGCUGGUACCUGCUGCCGCUGCUGUGGCCAUACAUUGAAGAUCGUCUUGCUGCACAACAAGCGCCGAGAGCACGUCAAGCAACGCCCCCUGAGCUUCUCCCCCAAGUCCCGCAGCACCCCAUGAACCCAUGAGGCGAGGCGGGUAACUUAUCUUUGCCGCCCCCAUACAACAAGCUGCAUACACCCCUCCCCUCAUUCCCCUACGAGAGGAGCUCUCCAGUGCAACCGUGCGGAUUGACCCUACCUAUACCCUCCCGUCCCUCUUCUUGGACUUCUUCCUUUUUGCUGCUUUCCCGCCACCGCACACCACCGCACUGAACCUACGCGCUCGCCUAAGCCGAGGACGAUUGCGACGACGACAACGACGACUCAUCAUACUUUCUGUCGAUCAAGAACCGGUACUCCGAGCCACAGCUGCCACAGCCCGCCCUUCUGUGCUUGCCAUCUUCGCCCCGGUUCAUGUUGCUGCAAAAGAUUCUAGGUUCGGCAUUUUGAGGGAACACCGAACGUGGAGGAACGUACCGCCCGGGAACGCACAGCAGCGUCUUUCCAAGUGUCUAGGAGGGGAGCUGUUCCUUGUGAUGGUUGAGGGUUGGAUUGUGUAGCCUCGCUGCUUGUCCUGGUUCGCCGCUCCGCUUCGCAUAAGGACGGUGUAAUUCACCUACUGCUCCGGUCUCCAAACUUCAAGGACUCAGGACAUAUCUAGACCAUCCCCGUUGCCGGCAUGUCUGCUUCCGGUCAUCAUCUUCCUCGGAGCCGUGCUGGGUCGAGCACAUCGGCUCUCGACAAGGGACGGACCGCUCACAUGCAGGACUACGCCAUGGCGCCCAACACCAAGGACGUCGUCAGGUACUUUGACCCGUGUGCAGCCACCUCCAACAUGUUUCUCUACGCCCAGGGAAACUCGGUAGUAUGUUGCCAGCAUGACAGUCUCACCAUCGAAAGGCGGUUCGCGCGCCAUUCCGAAGAGGUGCAGUUAUUGGCCGUUGACAACCAGAGCGACAUGGGCGCUGGGAGAUUGGUAGUCAGCUACGAUGCAGGGCAGACGGCCAUCGUGUGGGAUUUACUCACGGGAGAUGAGGUGGCUCGGUUCGCGUCUUAUGAGAAUCUCACCUGUGCUGCUUGGAUGCGCAAUGGCAAUGUUGCCUUUGGAAACGUACAGGGAAACGUAAUUCUCUUUGAACCUACAACAUCAGAACAUCUUUCAACGAGGACGAUUGACCAAAUAGCCAUCACAGCUAUCUCACCAGUAGCAGACUGCAGGACUUUUGCCAUUGGUUACCAAAAUGGCUCGCUUCUCAUUGCUACUCUUCAGCCAAGAUUUACCAUCAUUCACAAUUUGGUAACGUCCCGGGGGCCAUCACCAAUCGUGACGCUCUCAUGGCAUGCCUCGUCAGCCAAACAAAAAACAGACAUGCUGGCAGUUCAGACAACUGACGGCGAUCUUCGGGUCUGGAGUGUUUCGAAAGCAUACAACACUGACGAUCCACCAAAAGUGGUGCGGAUUUUGAAGAGGACAGAGAAUUAUCUUGUAGGACCCAACUGGAUGGGCUGGAGCAAAAACGGUCGCGUCAUCCAGUUCUCCGAGUCUGAGACAAUAUCAUGGGAUGUGCGGACAAAGCACGUCACAUAUGACACCAUCCCAACACUGGAAACCGUCCGGGGGUUGACAGUUUAUGGCCCUGGUGCCAUUCUCUUCACAUUAGGACCUAACAAUACCGUCCAGCAGUUUGAUUUAAACGCGCCAGCAGUAAUGGUUAAUAACGUACAGCACCCGGCAAACUUGCUUCCACCAUCACCCCCUAUCUCACUCGAGGAUGACAAGAACCAGCCAGGUAGCGUUUCCGAAACCGAAUCGAACGUCGAGAUUGCCUUCCACCCACAUGAGCUUUCCGAGACGGAUGAUGAGCGUGGGUCACCAUUGGCCCGGUUAGUUCGCCGCGGCGAGGAAUCAGACAACGAGCCGUACCGUCGCCCAACCAGCCCUGGCUCCAGUGUCACACAGUCCAGCGUAUCGAUUUCGUCUUCGACUUCUCAAACAAUGCCACGGAGGUAUCCUGACUCCGUGGUGUCAAGGGGCCUCACAGAAAACACCUACAUCUCCACCGGCUCAUCUCUUCGAUCAGGAGUGACACCGGGCCGUGACCGCAGGAAUGAGAGGGAGACGUUGUCGACGACCAGCUCCAUGUCUGUCAGCAGCUCACAAUACCGCUCACGGCACAGGCCUUCCAGAUUACGCCAUGAGGUCCCACGCAGUCCAGAUGGUAACAAGGUUGCCGACCUGUUCAAAUUCACCAAGAGCCGGCUCAUGGAUGUUCCCUACAAGGCCCCAUAUUCCAGCGAUAACAGCCGCCUUACCAACGAUGAUUUGCGCCGGCAAAUGCUCAGCACCAUUUUUGGCUGGAACAAGGAUGCUGACGACCUGGUUCGAGAUGAAAUGUCCCGCCACCCUCUGGGGUCAACCAACCGCAUUCUCCUGGCCAAAUGGCUGGGCGACAUCAGCACUGAUAUCAUGGCUAUGGGGUCGGAGAACAUGACCUCGUCUGACUGGAUGCUUCUGGCGCUCAGUGGCAUUGGAGGACAGGCAUCGCAACACAAGCUUGGCCGGGCUUAUGUCCAGCGGCUGUUGGAGAAUGGCGACGUUCAUGCCGCAGCGACCAUCAUGAUCGGGAUGGGCGAUCAUAAUGAUGCGGUGGAGAUUUACAUCUCCCACAAGAAGCAUAUGGAGGCCUUGAUCCUCACCUGCCUCUUCUUCCCGGCCGCGUGGGAACGACAGGAGCAGAUUGUGAGGAAGUGGGGUGAGUGGGCGGUUCAGCAUGGUCAGCAACAACUGGCCAUUCGCUGCUUUGCGUGUACUGGCCGUGAGUCUACAGAGCCAUGGACAUCACCAUCUGCUCAGCAGGUCACAUUCCCGACGAUCACGCAGACUGUACCGGAGCUGCUCAGUCCUCCCCUGUCGCCUCCUGUGAUGCAACAUGGGCCACAGCGCAGCAUUGCAAAGAACGCAUCUCUCAAGCUUAUCACCACCUUCAGCAACCCCAAUGCUAAAAACAGGUUUCUCAACGAUGGCGAGGGCAAGACUCCCAUUGCUGCUGGGGCGACUCCUAUUUUGGAGUCUGCUCUUUCUCCAGGCGGCGCCGACCCUACCACCGCCGUCCUUCGUGGCAACCGAAGCCAGCUGAACACCCCAGCGUCAGCUCGUCCUGUAAACGGCGGCUUCAACCGGCGGCGACUUCCUUCGAUUGGCGAACAGGCAGACUCUCACCAGAAUGUCUUGACCGCCAUCAGCAAGCCCCCAGGCGACCCGUAUGCUAACAUCCAACCUAUCGAGCCACCUAGUUUUGCUGCUAGGGGUCUGGACGUUAUGAGACCCAGCACCGCCAGUCCUAGCAUGAUGAAGCAGCAGUCGAGAAACCAGCCACCUCCUUCCCCGUCACCAGCCGCCUUUGCUUCUUUUAUGGACGCCGGCAGGACGAGAAAUGGCUCCCGCUCCCGCAUCCCUGAGGGUCUUGAUCUGUCCCUCUCGGGGCUCAAGGACACCCACCCUGAAGAUGUGACCUCACCCGAACCAUCGGCCGGCUCUUCUGUCCGUUACCACUGGCCCUCUAGAAGAAAGGGUCCAGGAUCGGCAGCUGGCUCUGUGGCUAGCUCUUUGGCAUCUGCCUCGCAAGCGUCUCAGGCGUCAAGCGUUCGAGGCUAUCGUGGAUAUCGUCCUCAGGAGAACAAGAGCCUGGAUGACUAUCUCAACAACCUCGAUACUGCCCAAACUAAGAGCAGAACUCGUGGGACCAGCCGUGAGAACCGCACCAAUGCGCGUGACACCAGCCGGUCUCGCAAGGAUGGUCGUAUGGCAUCGAAGGACCGUGGGCGGGCCGCCGACCGUAACUACACCCCCAAGGGCGGCAAACGUUCGCCAAAGUCACCCAUUCCCAUGUCUCCCGAGGAUCUGAUCAACCUGGCCACGCCCAACCACGAUGCGGAACACCAGUACUACUUGAAUCAUAGGAACAAGAUGCUCGAUGUUUCAACUGAUGAACUGGAGCCCGCCAGCCAGCCCAGCACCGUACGAAAAGUAGGCUAUGCCAAUCGCGAGACUUCGAGGACCAGAGCGUCGAGCCGCAAUGCUAGUAGGACACGGGGCACAAGCAGGGCUCGCAGCCCCAGCAAGUCUAACGUCCCCGCGCCCUUGAACAUUCGAAGCCGCUCCGCAAACCGUGAACAGUCAUCCAAGCGAUCGCCAACCUCACCCCAGCCGAUGCCCAUGCCCAUGCCUAUGUCGGCUGACUUGCACCGACCUCAGCACUUCGAAGGAUCUGAAGAUGAGGAGGACUACCGCCAGGCGAUGGAGGAGCGUGAAAGGUUCCGCCAGAGAAACAACCGCAGCGCAAGCACCAACCGAGACCGAGCUGGGCCAGCUUCUCCCAUGUCUGUCCGCUCGCAUGCCUGGUCAUCUAGGGAUGCAGGCCGCGAGAAGCCGGAGGGUAUCCGCAGGACAACGUCACACGCUGGAACUGAUGGGUCUUCCCGAAGGGUCAAGGUCGCUGCUCCGUUGCAGACCCCGGCACCGAUGCAGCUGGUUGCCGAUGAUUCGGGCGAUCUGAGGGUCAUCAAGGAUGAGAGGCAGCUCAAGAAGGAGGCAGCGGCCCGUGAACUGGAGGAGCGCCGCAAAUCUCUUGCUCAGCGUCCUUCGGUGCCCCCAAUCAUGCAUCCCGACCAGCUUUUCCCCAGCAGAAGAUCGCCUACUACACUUGGGGGUCUGCCGAGCACCGUCUACGAGCCACCUAGAAAAGAGGAUCUUCCUUCCCGCAGUGCCAGUGUGGAUCCCAACGCUGGACGGAGCAUGUAUGCGAACCGCGGACCGCAUAUCGGCCUUCCCGCCACACCGCGGGCCAUGCGUUUGGUCUUGGAGUCUGAUGCGAGCAGGAAGCAACAGGAUGUUUCCGUGCCUGCCAUUCCAGCUGGCUUUUCCCAGACCUCGCCGAACGUCACUCAACAGUCGCCCAGACAUUCUCCCAAGAAGGUUGAGCCCGAGGAACCAAAACAAGAAGAUGGCGGCCUUGCCAUGCUGCUCCCAUCAACAGUGUACACACCUCCUCCCUCGCACAACUCCCGCAUUGCUGCUCAGAUGGGCCGCUCCAUGUCCGCCCCUCCCCGCGAUCUCAUCAUGCCCCAAGGCAGCUCCCGAGGACCCUCCGCCAUGGGCAACGAUUCCGCUCGUCGCCCCUCUCAGGACACUAACGCCAUCCCCUCGGGCCGCCGCCCCUCCGACGCAGGCAUGAUGGCUCGCCGCCCAUCUCAAGACACCAACGUCAUGACAUUGGGCAACAUGGGCCGCCGCCCCUCCCACGACGCAAACAUGAUGCUCGGUAACAUGGGUCGCCGUCCUUCCCAUGACGCCGGCAACAACAACAUGAUCCCUCCUCCUCCUCCGCCUCCUCCUCUCCCCCCAAUGCUGAAGGAGCUCCAACAUCUCGCCACUCCGCCUCCCCCACCACCAGCUCCCCUCCCUCAUAUGGCCGCCUCAGGUGCUAAGCCUAUCGUCUACGGAGGCAGCUCAGGAAUGAUUGAGAUUGUCAUGGACGAAGACCAGCCUCAACAGCAAAUUUCUCCUCCUCCUCCUCCUCCGCCACCCCCCGCUCCGGCUGCCAUCCCCGUCGGCGAGUCCACCGUCCCUAUCCUCUCACCUCCGGCACCCCCUUCCUCCAGAAACGGUCACAACAGAGGUCGCAGCAGCGUUGAUAACUCUAUUGGCGCGAGGAUUUCCCGCGCAACAGAGAGGAUGAGAUCUGCCAGCAGAAGCAGACAAGCUGCGAAGAGUCCAGAGAUCCAGUACGCACCCUAUGAGAGCGUCCCAAUGAUCCCUCAACAAAUGGGCGGGGGAGAGAGGGGACCACCGGUGUCGAUGAGCAACUAUAGGGGCAUGAACAACCAGGUGUUGCAGCAGGUCCAGGCGCAGAUGGCGGCUCAGCAGGCGAGGGAUGAGUACAGGACCGGAUUGCAUCAGAGUGAGAUGAUUUGA
Podospora bellae-mahoneyi is the source of this 6192-nucleotide messenger RNA. RefSeq lists its product as uncharacterized. NCBI's taxonomy places the organism in Eukaryota, Fungi, Ascomycota, Sordariomycetes, Sordariales, Podosporaceae. Gene Ontology annotation, cellular component: nucleus. The record is from RefSeq and is a predicted model, not a curated record. The transcript has 5 exons. Bases 898 to 6192 code for a protein of 1764 amino acids. Gene Ontology annotation, molecular function: transcription factor binding. Gene Ontology annotation, biological process: positive regulation of transcription by RNA polymerase II.